Molecule: messenger RNA, 507 nt
Organism: Trichechus manatus latirostris (Florida manatee)
Lineage: Eukaryota; Metazoa; Chordata; Mammalia; Sirenia; Trichechidae
Product: putative protein SEM1
Source: RefSeq, a predicted model, not a curated record
AUGGUCCUGCAUUUGCAGCUUGAGUUACCAUUUCCACAAACACCAAGGUACCCAGUUCCAUCAAGCAAACUAAUGGUUCCUCAGGAAAAUCCAUCUAAUUGCGGUGGUUCCUAUCCUCCAGAUCUUCCUUCUGUUUCUCAUGCCUCAAAGUACAUCAGUUCUGACUCUGAUAACUGCAUGGUGUUUGCUGUACAGGGAGGAAGAAGGAGAAAAAAGGUUGGUAUAAAAGGGAGAGGGCCUAGCAUGAGAAAUCCAGCUCAGGUAGCCAGAGGACACUGGGACCAUGAGAGUAAGCACCCAGCCUUUGCAAAGCAGCAGACACGCUUGGAGGUGCACAACUCCAGAGCCACACCUGAGUGAGCUUGGUUGGCCAGGACCCUGACUCUUUCUACUACUCUCCUAUCCCCCCCUGCCCCCACAAUCCUUGCUGCCAGCACUGUGACUUACAUGCCUUGUUGUCAUUUAGGUGACCUCUACAAUCUGGACCCAGCAGAAACAACUUACUAG